CCCGCCCGAGGAUGUGCGCCUUCCUUGGCCAAGCCCCGCAGUCUCCACCCUCCUCCGCCCCCUCCUCCCGGCGGCGGGGUCCCGGGGCGCGCCGGCGACGGGACGUCGCGCGAGUCCUGCAAAAUGUCAACUCCCCGGGCGAGGAGAGGCGGCCGCAGCCAGGGCCGCGCCGCCCGCCCGGGCCGCUCCACUUUUAUAGGCGCCGGCAGCGAGUGCGGCCCGGCCGCCGAGUCCCCGCCUCCCGGGCCCGAGCGCCCGGCCCGCUCCCGGCCGCUGCCCUCCUCCGGCUCCAGCGCCGCUCUGCGCCGCGUCUGCCAGCCGUGAGCAUCCCAGGGAAAGGGACGACGAGAAGCCUACUGACAGCACCAACGACCACCACUGUCAAGAAUUCAGAAACUGCCCUGCCCCUGGGGUGCAGAGUUUUAGCGCGCGUGUCAAGAGGAGGGGUUGAAGACCCCCUCCCUGGCGAGAGGGAGGGACCUCUUCCUUCAGACUCCACGGACCCUGUUUCCCCUGGGUCCUUGGCAAGAAAUCCGUGCUUUAUUCUUCACCCUUCACAAGGCUGCACUCUAGGACCUGCAGGUUUUGUAGCUGGAGAGAAGUUCUCCUUUUGCAGGGAAGUUCCUGGGCUUUGCUCUGAAGCUGCCCGGGAUGUUUUGGUUGGUUUGGAGGAAAGCUGUGGAGUCUGCACCAUUGGAUCCAAACAGGCGGCCCCCUGGUGGCUAACUGUGGGUGGAAAGCUGGCCACUGACGGAAAAGCCUGCCCUAACAGGCCACGGCAGUUGACAGCCCGUCUUCGCAGGUUCGCAGGAGCCAUAGAGCCGCUGAAACAACUUUGUUGAGGAGAGGAGGUGGGGUGGGGGGAAGGAGCGUGGUGUCCAUCUUCCUUCACAAAGGUGCAUGAUAGGGACUUUUAUUUAAAUUUUAUUAAAGUAUAGUUGAUUUACAAUGUUGUCUUUGAUUUCUGCUGUACAGCAAAGUGACUCAGUUUUACAUGUACACACACUCUUUUUUAUAUUCUUUUCCAUUAUGAUUUAUCCCAGGAUACUGAAUAGAGUUCCCCGUGCCGUACAGUAGGACCUUGUUGUUUAUCCAUCCUAUAUAUAAUAGUUUGCAUUCUCUUCCUGAGUAUAAC
Hippopotamus amphibius kiboko is the source of this 1135-nucleotide messenger RNA. RefSeq lists its product as uncharacterized. The record is from RefSeq and is a predicted model, not a curated record. The transcript is spliced from 2 exons. The coding region runs from base 12 to 842 and encodes 276 amino acids. Lineage: Eukaryota; Metazoa; Chordata; Mammalia; Artiodactyla; Hippopotamidae.